AUGUCAAAUGGGACCACGUUUGCUGAUAAAAAUAGUGAAUUUGAGAAUUUGGAUGGUGAUGGGUCUGAUGAUUCUCAGUUGACGAAGAGGAGUGUUGAUGGGUUUGGAUCAAAUGUGAGUCCCAAACAAAUUAGGGAAAAUAUUGAGCUCAUUAGGAACGAUGAGGAUGAGACUAUGGUUUCUGAUGAAACUAAUGGAUUCGAGAAUUUGGACAGUGUUGGGUCUGAUGAUUCUCAGAUGAAGAAGAGAAAGGUUGAUGGGGUUGAAUCAAACGCCAUUCCCAAACAAUUUUCUAAAAUUGUUGAGCUCAUUAGGAGUAAUGAGAAUGACCUAGAGUCGAAGUUGAAUGUAAUUGGUGCAAGUCUUUCUGUUAGAUCUGUUAGUGAGGUAUUUCGGGUUCUGAAUCUUGCUAGAGUAUCUGGAUUGCGUUACUUUGAGUGGGUUCUAGGUAGAAAUCGGCAGCUGUAUUAUAAUGCUGAUGUUUGUAGUUUGAUUAUUGAUAAUUGCGGGCGGUUAGAUGAUUAUGAGACAAUGAUUUGUUUGUUGAAGAAUUUUAGUACACAUCGAAUUUGCCUCACUGAAAAGGCAUUUGGGUUUUUGCUGGUUUUGGGUUCGAAUAAGGAUUUGGUCAAAGGAUCUAUAGAGAGAGUGAUAAAUGUGUUAAAUGAAGCUGGGGGUUCAUGUCGUGGGUCUGGUAUUUGGGCAUUGAUUAAGAUGUUUGUUUCGCAGGACUCAUUUGAAAUGGCCGAGUUUGUGAUGGGAAAAACAGAGAGGAAGGUGUCCUAUUACAAUAUUUUCAUUCGUGAGAAGUGUCGGAAAUGCCACUUUGAAGAAGCACUUGGUAUGCUAGAAGAAAUGAGACAAUUCGGUUGUGAGCCAAAUGUUACAACCUACAACUACCUCCUUAGCAGUUUGUGUAAGAAUGAGAGGUUAGCUGAAGCUUGUAGUGUGCUCGAAGAAAUUCAAGAAAAGGGUUGUCAUCCCGAUGCGUUAACCUUUGAAAUAUUUAUUUAUUACUCAUAUAGGCUUGGCAAGAUCGAUAGUGCAGUUCAGUUUCUUGAUCGGAUGGUGUCUGUUGGUCUUGAACCUCGGCCACAAACCCAUGCUGCCUUUAUCAAAGGUUAUUUCAAUUUGGGGAAAUAUGAGGAGGCACACCAGUAUGUAAUUGAUACGGGUGUCAAGUAUGAGCACUCGAGCAAUAUGAAUUACAGUUUGCUUGCAAGUCUUCAUGAGAGAGAAGGAAAGCUCAGUGUUGCCAUAGACAUUCUAAUCGAAAUGAUGGACAAGGGUCUCAAACCACAAUUUUCACUUUAUAGGAGAAUUUUGAAGAGGCUGCAAAACUCUAGCCAAGCGAGAAGUGUAGCGAGAGAUUUGGUAGGAAGGUUCUCUAGAUUGAGAUCAGAAUCAUCAGAGUAA
This is a messenger RNA of Cornus florida, 1416 nucleotides long. RefSeq names its product pentatricopeptide repeat-containing protein At1g09900-like. The transcript has a single exon. Gene Ontology annotation, molecular function: protein binding. Lineage: Eukaryota; Viridiplantae; Streptophyta; Magnoliopsida; Cornales; Cornaceae. The coding region runs from base 1 to 1416 and encodes 471 amino acids. The record is from RefSeq and is a predicted model, not a curated record.